UCCAAGAACACACAUCUAUGGCGAGAAGCGUGUUUCUCAUGCUAUUUGCAGUAGUCACCUUGCUUCAGGGGUCCAUGGCACAGACGAGACACGUGGUGGGUGAUUUGGCCGGCUGGACCAUCCCUUCCAGGGGUGCUGCAACCUACAUUGCUUGGGUUUCCGACAAAACCUUCGUCUUAGGGGAUACUCUCAUGUUUAACUUUACCAAUGGCCAUCACGACGUAGCCAAGGUGACGAAAUCAGUUUAUGACACAUGCAACGGUGGAAAUACCCUUUUCACCCUUACCUCCAGUCCAGCGAUCGUGGCACUAAACGAGACAGGGGAACAAUAUUACAUUUGCAGCUUUGGAUCACAUUGUUCCCUUGGCCAGAAAUUGAAAAUUAAUGUUGUUAGCAGAGCUUUUGCCCCACAACCUAGUACGAGUGGUUCUCCACCAGCGGUUAUCAAUGUCACCGACAACAAUAGUAGCGCCACCUCGUCUUCCCCUGUCGCUACCCCUCUUCCUUCAGCCGCCUUUUCUCCCUCAGGGUCUCUCACCCCUCUCCCACAGAACUCUGAAGCUGCAUCUGUCGGACUUGUUGGAGCUUCUGCCACCCUUCUUUCACUUCUCUUGGCUUUCUUCUGUUAGAGAUGUGAGAUUGUAGUUAGGAAUGUUUCGAACACGUUAUUCUUCUCAAUUUUUAUUGUAUUUCGUGAAUUCACUUUUUUUUUUUAAAUUUUUUUAGGGUGACAGUAUAUUUAACUUCCCAUCACAUGUUACAAUUGUUUUUUUUCCUUUCUUGCUUUGUUCGAGAAAAUAUAAAAUAUUUUGUUCUUAUUUAUUUAUCUAACUUUUUUUUUUCUAUCAAG
Molecule: messenger RNA, 850 nt
Organism: Vigna radiata var. radiata (mung bean)
Lineage: Eukaryota; Viridiplantae; Streptophyta; Magnoliopsida; Fabales; Fabaceae
Product: umecyanin-like
Exons: 2
Coding region: 18-629 (203 amino acids)
Cellular component (GO): plasma membrane
Molecular function (GO): electron transfer activity
Source: RefSeq, a predicted model, not a curated record